Molecule: messenger RNA, 2023 nt
Organism: Oryzias latipes (Japanese medaka)
Lineage: Eukaryota; Metazoa; Chordata; Actinopteri; Beloniformes; Adrianichthyidae
Molecular function (GO): protein binding
Source: RefSeq, a predicted model, not a curated record
UAUGAAUAGUGCUCGUUAAAAUUCACACAAAGUAUAAAAUAAACGUCUUAAUCCGGGUUUGAGAGGUCAUGCGCAGACUUGAUUUCCUCGGUUGCUAGGAGACAAAGAACAUUAAAGGAUUACUCCUUGUGUUUUCCGUCAGUGUGUUUUAGCAGCUUGUCCCUGAGGGAGUUCAGGUUCGGGCCCGGUUUGACUGCGCGUUGUUGUCCCAACUCAAGUUCUGGAAUUCUGCCGAGGAGGAACUCUCACGGGGGCGGGGCUAACCGGGGACUUCAGAGCGCUGGAGCCGCUCGGGACUCCUUUAAUUUAAAGAGUGCGUGGGCUUGAGAAGGCGCUUGGCGUGAGAGCGACCUCAGACUCGCGCCGCGCGUGGAGGCGCGCGCGCGCGCCCAAACGUCAGGAGGAUGGCCACACCUGAGCGCACAGGUACAGGAAACGAUGAGGUUCCGCGUUCUCACACCGCGGAGGGGAAGCCAGAAGAGCACGCGCGCGAAAGAAGGGAGCAAAGCUCACGCGCCAUGGGGAACCGAGACAGCAGAGUAAGUGUUGAGGGUGCGGGAGGGGGGGAGGCUGAAAUCCCCACGAUUAAAGUCUCCCCCGAGGAUGGAGCUGUCUGCACCUUACCUGAGGUAGAUGGAACUAAGGCUGAAGUUCCUCAUACCAGAAGUGAAACCCAGAUUCCCACUGAACUCACAGAAACCGGUACCAAAACUGGGACCCAAUUGGUCCCCACUAGUCUGGCAGUCCUGGAUGCAGCGUGGCAGCUGGAGGACUCAGACGAAGGGCGGAGCCAGACUGGCAGCGAGGAUGGCAGCUCUCUGCGGUGCAGCCGCAAACGCUUCUUGCAGGUGAUGAAGGACAGCUCCCUCCAGGUGCGCCGCAGCCUGAAUUCGCUGCCCCCCAGGGGUGACUCCGACUCUUUGGGGGAAGACGAGAGGACGCCGGCGGCUUUGGACCCCCUGGAGCACGAGUGGAUGAUGUACUCCUCUGAUGGGGAGUGGGACAGCCUGAGCCGGCUGCUUGACGUGGAUCCUAACCUCCUCCAGAGGAAGGACUUCGUCACCGGUUUCACCUGCCUGCACUGGGCCGCCAAGCACGGCAAGUCGGAACUGUUGGUCCAGAUCCUGACCGCGGCUGAGCGGCAUCACGUCGAUGCCAGCGUGAAUGGGCGCACAAGUGCAGGCUACACCCCACUUCACUUGGCCGCCAUGCAGGGACACCUGGACGUGCUGAAGCUCCUGGUGGGGGCCUACAAUGCCGACGUGAACCUGAGGGACUACAGCGGCCGGAAGGCCUGCCACUACCUUAACAAGAGCAUAGGAGGAGACAUUCAAGACAUCAUUGCAGAUGUCGAGGCCCCCGAUGCCCCAACGGAAGAGAAAAAGGCCCUGGCUAGGUCUCACAGCAGCUUUAUGGACAAGGGGCCCAAACCCAGGGGGUCGGUCUUGCUUAGGAGGAGGUCGUCGUUCAGCAGCAUGGGACCCAAACUGCAGAGGCUCCGUGCACGAGCGUCUCACCUCGUCCACAGAGCCUCAUUUAGAGAGCCGGGAGGGUCCAGAGGGGCCCCCUCAGGUCCAGACCCACUUCUAUAGCUGAGAUUUAUGAAGAUUUGUGAUUGAGGAUUAUGCAAUCUGACACAAAUUUGCCUGCCGACAGACAGACAGACAGGACCCAACCUCCGUUGUGGUUCUGAUGACUUCACGCAUCUACUCGCGUAGUUCCUUCAGAUUCCUGUAGGGGCAGACGGCACACACACAUGGUGGCGUUUUGUAAAUGCUUGUACAUUCUUUGCAACACCUGAAAAACACCCUACCGCUCCCAGCAGGCUGCAACGUGUCAACCCCGCCCUCGAAGAUUUGCUGGAAGUGUUGAGAAAGACAGGAAAAGAUGAUGCAUUUCCACAUAAAAUCAUGAUCUUUACCAUGACGGACCUGCGUCAUUGCUAAUUCUGCAGUGAUUCAGAUAUGUUUAAUGCAGUUUCAAUGUGAAUUUUAUUUUUCUUCAAUAAAUAUUUGAAAUUUUU